Molecule: messenger RNA, 1435 nt
Organism: Drosophila eugracilis
Lineage: Eukaryota; Metazoa; Arthropoda; Insecta; Diptera; Drosophilidae
Gene: Tim17b1
Product: probable mitochondrial import inner membrane translocase subunit Tim17 1
Exons: 3
Coding region: 682-1209 (175 amino acids)
Biological process (GO): protein import into mitochondrial matrix
Cellular component (GO): TIM23 mitochondrial import inner membrane translocase complex; mitochondrial inner membrane
Molecular function (GO): transmembrane protein transporter activity
Source: RefSeq, a predicted model, not a curated record
GACUGUGAAUGGAAUUUUUGGGCUUUGUAGCGAUCAGAGCGCAAUCUGUUGCGAUCCUUAUCACUUACAAAUUUCCAGCUCGAAUUGUGACCAUAACCGGGUAAUAACAAUUUAUUUAUUGGCUGCCCGUUUGCCUUUUUCACUCAGCCUUUUUGUUGUGCAUUUGCUAUCGUUUUGUAAAGAUUAUCUUGACGAUCGGCGAGUGUCCGAAUAAGGCAAAACGUCGCAUUUUAAAUGGUUUUCUAAACGGUUUGCGAUUUGUUUUUUGUUUUUUAUUUUGAUUAGCCUUUACAUGCUCGGAGAGAAGUCACGAUUUCUCAUGAGACUUGUCCUUAAGAUGCUUGAUAGAUUAAUAAAGUGCAUGGAAAAACGAUCUUCAGAGUAGAAUGAAAUCAUUUAAUGUGGAUUUAUAUAUACUAACUUUGUGUCUCUGAACUAUACCGCUUCGGUGUGACACUUCUUAAUGUUUAAUUUAAAUUAUGUUUGAUCUAAUCUCAUGAUGUUCGAACUGAGUAGGCUAAAGUGUAUGUUCGUGUAAGCAACUAUUAAUUGGUUUCUGUUUUCAAUAUCUGACCUUAAAAGUAGGCUCUGGCUUAACUAUCUUUUAUAUUAACGACUUAUUAUUCGUCGUGCAAUCAACUUGCUCGACUGAACUGUUCCAAACUCGUAAAGUCAAAAACCAUGACGCAGUACGACCGGGAGCCGUGUCCCUUUCGCAUAAUCGAAGAUUGUGGCGGAGCCUUUGCCAUGGGCGCCCUGGGCGGAGGAGCCUUCCAGGCGAUCAAGGGGUUUCGCAACGCUCCCUCCGGAAUAAUACACCGAUUGAGCGGUGGUUUGGCAGCAGUUCGGGCCAGAUCCGCCUUGGUGGGCGGGAACUUUGCAGUGUGGGGCGCUACCUUCAGUGCCAUUGACUGCACCCUGAUCUAUUACCGGAAGAUGGAGGACCCGUGGAACUCGAUAAUUAGUGGGGCGGCCACCGGAGGCGUUCUGGCUGCACGAGGAGGAUUAACCUCCAUGCUGAGCAGCGCCCUGGUGGGCGGCGUCCUUUUGGCCCUGAUCGAGGGCGUGGGCAUUAUGGUGUCCCAUUAUUCGGCAGAUUCCUAUCGCCAGGUGUCGGUCGUGGACCGGUAUGAGCUCUACAAGCAGCACCAAACGAGCCUUUCUCCGUUUGGCCAGGAAUUCGCAGAGGUCGAUCCGUCGUCAUUGUAGAACUCUUCGCUGCGUCAUCGCCUAGUCGUGGCAAUCCAUCCGCGAUCCGUGGAUCGCCGAUCGCCGAUCGCCAAUCGCAUACCAAUUCAACACUACUCGUAGAUUGCUUUGAUUGUUCAACGACAACGCCUCCAAAUCUGAGACUGGCGGCAUUCCGACUUCAAUUUAAAUUCAAUUGUCGUACACUGCAAGUUUUAGAAUCAUUAAUAUAUUUUCCUUUUCGUUU